AUGAUGAGAACUAUGACCGGUCGUCUCCCCCCAGCUGUGGCCGCGGUGGCGGUGCUCCUGGCGGCGUUGGCGUGCCUCCUCCGGCCAGCUGCCGCCGUGGAACCGAGCGGCCAUGCCGCGGACCGCAUAGCCCGGCUGCCCGGGCAGCCGGCGGUGGACUUCGACAUGUACUCCGGGUACAUCACGGUGGACGAGGGCGCCGGACGGGCGCUGUUCUAUCUGCUGCAGGAGGCGCCGGAGGACGUCCAGCCGGCGCCGCUCGUGCUGUGGCUCAACGGCGGCCCCGGCUGCUCCUCCGUCGCGUACGGCGCGUCGGAGGAGCUCGGCGCGUUCCGCGUCACGCCCCGCGGCGCCGGUCUCGUCCUCAACGAGCACCGCUGGAACAAAGUGGCCAACGUGCUGUUCCUGGACUCGCCGGCCGGCGUGGGGUUCUCCUACACCAACACCACCUCCGACAUCUACACCUCCGGCGACAACAGGACGGCGCACGACUCGUACGCCUUCCUGGCGAAGUGGCUCGAGAGGUUCCCGCACUACAAGUACCGCGACGUCUACAUCGCCGGCGAGAGCUACGCGGGGCACUACGUCCCGGAGCUGUCGCAGCUGGUCCACCGGACGAGCAACCCGGCCAUCAACUUCAAGGGCUUCAUGGUCGGCAACGGCCUCAUCGACGACUACCACGACUACGUGGGCACCUUCGAGUUCUGGUGGAACCACGGGCUCGUCUCCGACGACACCUACCAACGCCUCAGGGAGGCCUGCCUCCACGACUCCUUCAUCCACCCCUCGCCGGCGUGCGACGCCGCCACGGACGUCGCCACGGCGGAGCAGGGCAACAUCGACAUGUACAGCCUCUACACGCCCGUCUGCAACAUCACCUCGUCCUCCUCCUCCUCCUCCUCCUCCUUGAGCCAGCAACGGCGGUCCAGAGGGCGCUACGUGAGCAUCCCGACCCAGACUCCGUGCCCAUGGCUGACCGGAUCGUACGACCCGUGCACGGAGCGGUACUCGACGGCGUACUACAACCGGCGGGACGUGCAGACAGCCCUCCACGCCAACGUCACCGGCGCUAUGAACUACACGUGGUCGACGUGCAGCGACACCAUUAAUACCCACUGGCAUGAUGCUCCGAGGUCCAUGCUUCCCAUUUACAGGGAGCUUAUUGCAGCUGGCCUAAGGAUUUGGGUCUUCAGCGGGGACACGGAUGCGGUAGUCCCCUUGACAGCAACGAGGUACUCCAUCGGCGCUCUGGGUCUUCCAACUACCACCAGUUGGUACCCUUGGUAUGACGACCAGGAGGUUGGCGGUUGGAGCCAGGUGUACAAGGGUCUUACGCUGGUCUCCGUCAGAGGCGCGGGCCACGAGGUUCCUCUGCACCGACCGCGGCAAGCGCUCGUACUGUUUCAGUACUUCCUGCAGGGCAAGCCCAUGCCAGGCCAGGCCACAAAUGCGACGGUGGCUUAG
Molecule: messenger RNA, 1464 nt
Organism: Triticum turgidum subsp. durum (durum wheat)
Lineage: Eukaryota; Viridiplantae; Streptophyta; Magnoliopsida; Poales; Poaceae
Source: the annotation of a GenBank genome assembly